Molecule: messenger RNA, 1147 nt
Organism: Bombina bombina (fire-bellied toad)
Lineage: Eukaryota; Metazoa; Chordata; Amphibia; Anura; Bombinatoridae
Gene: MED31
Product: mediator complex subunit 31
Exons: 4
Coding region: 60-449 (129 amino acids)
Biological process (GO): regulation of transcription by RNA polymerase II
Cellular component (GO): core mediator complex; mediator complex
Molecular function (GO): transcription coregulator activity
Source: RefSeq, a predicted model, not a curated record
GACUGAUCUGACGUCACAGGUCUUUACGCCAGGUGGGAUCUAGCCACUAUCAUUACACUAUGGCGGCUUCCUCUAUGGAGACAGAUGAGCAAGCACGAAUUAGGUUCCAGUUAGAGCUGGAAUUUGUCCAGUGUCUGGCAAACCCCAAUUAUCUGAACUUUCUCGCACAAAGAGGAUACUUCAAAGACAAAGCAUUUGUGAAUUACCUGAAAUAUCUCUUGUACUGGAAGGACCCAGAGUACGCUAAAUAUUUGAAAUACCCCCAGUGCUUGCACAUGCUUGAACUUCUACAGUAUGAACACUUCCGUAAAGAGCUGGUAAAUGCCCAGUGUGCCAAGUUUAUAGAUGAACAGCAAAUCCUGCAUUGGCAACACUACUCAAGAAAGCGCAUGAGGCUCCAGCAGGCCCUCGCUGAACAGCAGCAGCCGAACAAUGCCGCUGGAAAAUGAAAUGUUGCGCCAUCCCCUAGAGAGUAAAUAUUCCCAUUAGUUUCGAGAAACCUAGGAUCCUACUGAGCUCUGCAGCAGGAUGUGGAAUUAGCUGGUCAUUUGCUGUAACUUUCAAUGGUGACCAUUAUAUGGACAACUUAUAUAAGCUGAGCAAUUGAAUUUGCAUUUCUUGGUUAAUUGGAAUUAACUUAUAGCAGAGAUAUAGAUAUGUACAGUAAAAUCUUAAGCUUUAUAAAAUACAAAUGUACACAGGAUAAUUCUCACUUUGUAAAACAAAGAUACAUGUUGCCAUUUGGUUAGCUUGUCAUGUGAAUAUAGCAUCCUAUUGCAGUAUGGAUUCUGCUUUGUAAAAGCAUAUUGACCCCUAGUGGAGGGAGGCAUGUAAUGUAUACGAUUCCUCAACAUUAUUGACAUAGGCCAGUGGUCAGCCAAAUUCUGAUGCUACCACCUCGGACUUGAGUUAUAUUGGACUGCAUAAAAUUAUGCUGUAUAAUAAGUUACUAUAACUGAGUGGGGGAAGAUUAUUUAAGUGUUACAAAUUACACUGUGUUUGAUUAAUUACUUAUUCUGUUAUCAAAAAGGUAUUUUUUAUUUUAAGCAGAUUAUCGGUUCUGCCUUAAACUGUGUAAAUACACCUUGAUAUAAAAAAAAUAUAUAGCCAUUUUGUACAUUAGUAAACUUAAUUUGAGUCAUUUAAA